AUGAGCCAUUCAUUUUUGUCUAAUAUAUGUUUGUUUGCAACCGACUUUUUUGAGAUCAAACUUGUAAAGGAAAUUGAGCCAGCAUUGAAAAAACAACUUGUUAUUUCAACAGUACUGAUGACUGUUGGAAUUGCAAUUGUUAGUUGGAUAGCACUCCCAUCUACCUUCACCAUCUUCAAUUUUGGAGAGCAGAAAGUUGUCAAGAACUGGCAGCUAUUCUUGUGUGUUUCUGUUGGUCUUUGGGCAGGGCUUAUCAUUGGAUUUGUUACUGAAUACUAUACCAGCAAUGCAUACAGCCCUGUGCAAGAUGUUGCUGAUUCCUGCAGGACUGGUGCUGCUACCAAUGUUAUCUUUGGUCUUGCCUUGGGAUACAAGUCUGUUAUCAUUCCAAUUUUUGCCAUUGCAAUUAGUAUUUUUGUAAGUUUCAGUUUUGCUGCUAUGUAUGGUGUUGCUAUUGAUGCACUUGGAAUGUUGAGUACUAUAGCAACCGGAUUAGCCAUCGAUGCAUAUGGUCCAAUCAGUGACAAUGCCGGAGGUAUUGCUGAGAUGGCUGGAAUGAGUCACAGAAUUCGUGAGAGAACCGAUGCUCUUGAUGCUGCAGGAAACACAACUGCUGCCAUUGGAAAGGGGUUUGCUAUUGGUUCUGCCGCCCUUGUGUCUUUGGCCCUUUUUGGUGCCUUUGUGAGCCGUGCUGGUGUUACAACCGUCGAUGUCCUGACUCCCAAGGUUUUCAUCGGUCUGAUUGUGGGCGCCAUGCUCCCUUACUGGUUUUCUGCCAUGACCAUGAAGAGUGUCGGAAGUGCAGCAUUGAAGAUGGUUGAGGAAGUUCGCAGGCAAUUCAACACGAUUCCUGGAUUGAUGGAGGGAACUGCGAAACCUGACUAUGCCACAUGUGUGACAAUCUCCACCGACGCUUCCAUCAAAGAAAUGAUCCCACCUGGUGCCCUUGUUAUGCUAACACCCCUUAUUGUUGGGAUCUUUUUUGGUGUUGAAACACUUUCUGGUGUCCUUGCCGGAUCAUUAGUUUCUGGUGUACAGGUAAUUAAUGUUUGGUACCCACUGUCUGCUGCUUGUAAUACAAUCAAUAUUAAUUCAUGAUGCAAUGUGGUUGUU
Messenger RNA from Lathyrus oleraceus (garden pea), 1113 nucleotides. Its product is annotated as pyrophosphate-energized vacuolar membrane proton pump 1. Gene Ontology annotation, cellular component: membrane. Gene Ontology annotation, molecular function: diphosphate hydrolysis-driven proton transmembrane transporter activity; inorganic diphosphate phosphatase activity. The coding region runs from base 1 to 1098 and encodes 365 amino acids. Lineage: Eukaryota; Viridiplantae; Streptophyta; Magnoliopsida; Fabales; Fabaceae. Gene Ontology annotation, biological process: proton transmembrane transport. The transcript is spliced from 4 exons. The record is from RefSeq and is a predicted model, not a curated record.